Molecule: messenger RNA, 1146 nt
Organism: Periconia digitata
Lineage: Eukaryota; Fungi; Ascomycota; Dothideomycetes; Pleosporales; Periconiaceae
Source: the annotation of a GenBank genome assembly
UCCUUUUCUCUUUAUCUUAAAGUCUACAUCAUGGCCCACAACAUCCCUUCCGAACAUCGCGCGCUCGUCUUGGAAAAGGUUGGAUCACCGUUCGAGGUGAAACUGCUAUCAACACCACAACCUACAUCUGGAAGUGCUCUGGUUCGUAUCGAAGCUGCUUCUGUACUUUCUUACCAUGGGGAAAUCUACGGAGGUGUCCGCUCAUACACAUUUCCAACGCCUCUUGUUGGAGGCUACAGCGCUAUUGGAAGAAUUGCCUCAGUCGGACCAGACGCAACGACGCUUCAGGCUGGCCAACUUAUCUAUGUUGAUUGUGUAAUCCAUGCACGCGACAACCCCGACAUUCAAUUCCUUUCGGCUCUACAUGACAGUUCUCAUGAAGGAAGUGUCAAACUCAUGCGUGACGUUUGGCGUAAUGGGAACUUCGCGGAAUAUGCCAACGUACCAUUGGAGAACUGUUAUGCGCUCAACGAAACUCGCUUAUGCACCGAGCUUGGAUAUCAUAUUCGAGAUCUAGCACAUAUUAGCUUCCUCAUGGUGGCUUAUGGUGGGCUGCGAGACAUACGCUUGGAGCCUGGAGAGACAAUUGUCGUCUGUCCAGCGACUGGCAACUUCGGUGGAGCUGGAGUCCAAGUGGCUCUUGCUAUGGGUGCAAGAGUUAUUGCUAUGGGCAGAAACGAGACCGAGCUGGCACGUUUGCGAGAAUUUUCGCUCGAAGGAUCCCCAACUGCGAACAUCGAGAUUGUGAAGAUUACUGGCGAUGAAAAGAUCGAUACGGCAACCUUAAAGUCCUUUGGUACCAUCGAUGCAGUCCUGGAUUUUACCCCUCCGCAGGGACUUAAGUCUACACACUUGCGAAGUGCAACAUCUGCCCUUCGAAGGAAUGGUCGCGUAAGCAUGAUGGGCUUCAGUGAUAGUCCUGUCGUGCCCUGGACAAUGGUGGCCAAUAAUAUCAAGCUAAUGGGGAAGUUGAUGUACGAGCGUGCAGAUAUCAUUCAGUUCGUCAAGAUGCUAGAAUCAGGCCUAUUUUCCAGAGGCAAGAACUUUGUUGAUACAAAGACAUUUCGUCUCGAGGAUUGGAACUCAGCGUUUCAGGUGGCAGCGGAGCAUAUGGGAAUCGGGAGGCACGUUGUGCUCGAGCCAUGA